GGAGCGCACGCGGGACCCGGACCCGGGGCCGGGAGCAGGCGCGGGGACUCGGGGACCCGGGACGGGGCUCGGUGACUCGGGGAGCGGCAGCCGGCCGGAGAUGCCCUGUAUCCAAGCCCAGUAUGGGACACCAGCACCCAGCCCCGGACCCCGAGACCAGCUGGCCAGUGACGCCCUGACCCCCGAUCUCAGCAAGCCCACCAUGGAGCUGGCCAGCCCCGAGGCGGCCCCCACGGCGCCCACCGCCCUGCCUAGCUUCAGCACCUUCAUGGACAGCUACGCCGGGGAGUUCGACACCUUCCUGUACCAGCUGCCGGGAGCAGCCCCGCCGUGCUCCUCCACCUCCUCCUCGGCCUCCUCGGCCUCGUCCUCCUCCGCCACCUCCCCUGCCUCCGCCUCCUUCAAGUUCGAGGACUUCCAGGUGUACGGCUGCUACCCCGGGCCCCUGAGCGGCCCCCUGGACGAGACCCUGUCGUCCAGCGGCUCCGACUACUACGGCAGCCCAUGUUCGGCCCCGUCCCCGUCCACGCCCGGCUUCCAGCCGCCCCAGCUGUCCCCCUGGGACGGCUCCUUGGGCCCCUUCUCCCCCAGCCAGACUUACGAAGGCCUGCGCGCAUGGACAGAGCAGCUGCCCAAGGCCCCUGGGCCCCCGCAGCCGCCCACCUUCUUCUCCUUCAGUCCCCCGGCCGGCCCCAGCCCCGGCCUGGCCCACAGCCCCCUGAAGCUCUUCCCCUCGCCGACGGCCCACCAGCUGGGGGAGGGAGAGAGCUUCUCCCUGCCCGCGGCCUUCCCAGGCCUGGUGCCCACGUCGCCACACCUCGACGGCUCACGGCUGCUGGACGCGCCCAUGACCUCGACCAAGGCCCGGAGUGGGGCCCCGGGGGCCAGCGAGGGCCGCUGCGCCGUGUGCGGAGACAACGCUUCCUGCCAGCACUACGGGGUCCGCACCUGUGAGGGCUGCAAGGGCUUCUUCAAGCGCACAGUCCAGAAAAACGCCAAGUACAUCUGCCUGGCCAACAAGGACUGCCCUGUGGACAAGAGGCGGCGAAACCGUUGCCAGUUCUGCCGCUUCCAGAAGUGCCUGGCCGUGGGCAUGGUGAAGGAAGUUGUCCGGACAGACAGCCUGAAGGGGCGACGGGGCCGGCUCCCCUCCAAGCCCAAGCAGCCCCCUGAUGCUUCCCCGGCUAAUCUCCUCACCUCGCUGGUCAGGGCACACCUGGACUCCGGGCCCAGCACUGCCAAGCUGGACUACUCCAAGUUUCAGGAGCUGGUGCUGCCCCACUUCGGGAAGGAGGAUGCCGGGGACGUGCAACAGUUCUACGACCUGCUGUCGGGGUCCCUGGAGGUCAUCCGCAAGUGGGCCGAGAAGAUCCCUGGCUUUGCCGAGCUGUCCGUGGGCGACCAGGACCUGCUGCUGGAGUCGGCCUUCCUGGAGCUCUUCAUCCUCCGCCUGGCCUACCGGUCCAAGCCGGCCGAGGGGAAGCUGGUGUUCUGCUCGGGGCUGGUGCUGCAUCGGCUGCAGUGUGCCCGGGGCUUUGGCGACUGGAUCGACAGCAUCCUGGCCUUCUCCCGCUCCCUGCACAGCCUGGUCCUCGACGUCCCCGCCUUCGCCUGUCUGUCGGCGCUUGUCCUCAUCACAGAGCGGCACGGGCUGCAGGAGCCGCGGCGCGUGGAGGAACUGCAGAACUGCAUCGCCAGCUGCCUGAAGGAGCACAUCUCGGCCGUGGCCGGCGAGCCCCAGCCGGCAGGCUGCCUGUCGCGCCUGCUGGGCAAGCUGCCCGAGCUGCGGACCCUGUGCACGCAGGGCUUGCAGCGGAUCUUCUACCUCAAGCUGGAGGACCUGGUGCCCCCUCCGCCGAUCGUCGACAAGAUCUUCAUGGACACGCUGCCCUUCUGACGCUGCCCAGGGACGCACAGCUACCCACGUGCCUUCAGCCCCCCGCCGACCCCCGGGCCUGAGCCGCACAGGGCUGGCCUCGGGGAGGUCGGCAGGAGCUCACGCCUGGGGAGGGGGCUGCUUCAUGGGGGUCCCCCCUUCUCUUCGUCUUACUCCCAGCCCAGUCCCGGCCUUCAUGUUUUUGUAAGAUAAACCGUUUUUAACACACACCGCCGUGCUGUAAAUAAGCGAAAUGCUGCUGUAAAUACAGGAAGGACGAGGUCGAGGUUCCGGGGGGAGGGGGGCGCAGGAGGGUCGCGCCCGGCCCACCAGCCCGGCAGGCCUGUCCGGCCCUACCUGCUCUCCUCCUCCAAUCCUUCCAUUUGUACAUAAACUCACUCUAGGAAGAAGACAAAUGACAGAUUCUGACAUUUAUAUUUGUGUAUUUUCUUGGAUUUGUAGUAUGUGACUUUUCUGAUUAAUAUAUUUAAUAUAUUGAAUAAAAAAAAUAGACAUGUAGCUGAAA
Molecule: messenger RNA, 2402 nt
Organism: Sorex fumeus (smoky shrew)
Lineage: Eukaryota; Metazoa; Chordata; Mammalia; Eulipotyphla; Soricidae
Gene: NR4A1
Product: nuclear receptor subfamily 4 group A member 1
Exons: 7
Coding region: 101-1897 (598 amino acids)
Biological process (GO): regulation of transcription by RNA polymerase II; cellular response to corticotropin-releasing hormone stimulus
Cellular component (GO): transcription regulator complex; nucleus
Molecular function (GO): nuclear glucocorticoid receptor binding; RNA polymerase II cis-regulatory region sequence-specific DNA binding; nuclear receptor activity
Source: RefSeq, a predicted model, not a curated record